UCAUCAACUAGCGUUUGUUUUCUUUUUGACGCUAAUGUCGUUGACCUCCUUCCACAAUGGCUCCCCUCAGCUGAUUCAUCCAAAGCCUCAGAUCUGAUGAGUGUGUUCGAUUUCUGGGUCAGUGAGCAUCAUGUCACCCCGGUGAAUAGAGAGCAGAGAGGACCCUUAGCUGGGGACGCCCACACUUUUUCUCAACUGCUGACACACUGUGUUCACUCUCAGAACAGCGUCACUGAUUCUGGGACGCCAGAGACAAUGAGGUCGCCGUAUUUCCCAGCCAGGUCAGUGCUCUUCCGCAAGGAGCCAAACGGGGUGACGUACAGAGUCCCGGCCUUGAUCUACCUGACCAGGUCCAACUCCUUCCUAGCCUUUUGUGAAGAGCGACUCAGUCCGUCCGACUCUGAGGCUCACCUGCUGGUCAUGAGGAAAGGAACCUUCUACAGGAACUAUGUGGAGUGGGGGGACAUGCGGGCCGUGGCUUCUGCGUUCCUGCCGGGUCACCGCUCCAUGAACCCGUGUCCGGUCUAUGAUGAGUUCACUGGCACACUCUUCCUGUUCUUCAUCGCCGUGCUGGGUCAGACCUCCGAAUCCUUCCAGCUGGUGACUGGGAAGAAUGUGACGCGCCUCUGCUUCAUCUCCAGCACCGACGACGGAGACACGUGGAGUCCGGUCACCGACCUCACCAAGAGGGUCAUCGGAGACACCAUCAAAGACUGGGCCACUUUUGCUCUGGGACCUGGCCAUGGCAUCCAGCUGAAGUCAGGUCGCCUGCUCGUUCCUGCGUACGCCUACCACAUCGAGUGCCGGGAGUGUUUCGGGCAGCUGUGCCAGACCACGCCACGCGCCUUCUGCUUCCACAGUGACACCCAUGGGCGAACCUGGACUUUUGGGGAGGCGGUUCCUGGACCUGAGAGUGUGGAAUGCCAGAUGGUGUCAGUGGAUGAGGAGGAUGGGACCAAUGUGUUGUACUGUAAUGCCCGCAGCCGACUGGGGUUCAGGGUUCAGGCUCUGAGUGUGGAUGAUGGAGCGGCGUUUCAGGAGGGGCAGCUGGUGCAGAGACUCGUGGAACCAAGAAAUGGGUGCCAUGGAAGCAUCGUGGGUUUUCCCUCCCCCUUGCAGCAGUUUCCCUCCCAUCAGUGGGGAAACAAGCAGCGUCACUGGACCUCCAGCCCGUCCUCACCCACUCCCUCAACCCAAAGCCCCCACACCUCUCCUGCCUUUCUCACUCCGACCUGGGUGGUCUACUCUCACCCAACAUCGACAAGCGCUCGGAUGGAUCUGGGCAUCUUUCUCAGCGUAUUCCCCAGAGAUCCGGACAGCUGGCGUGGCCCAUGGGUGAUCUUCGAGGGUCCCAGCGCCUACUCCGACCUGGCCUACCUGGAGCUGCCGUCCCCACCCGGGGCCCCUCCUGUCGUGGCCUUCGCAUGCCUGUUUGAAUGUGGCACCAGAACAGCUUACGACGAAAUCUGCUUCAGCAUCUUCACUCUCUACGAGCUUAUUGAUAACCUUCCUCGAGAGCAGCAGCUGAAUGGCCGGAGAGAGAGACAGGAAGGCGGAAGAGGUUCUCACCAACACGUCCAGCAGAGGAGGAGCAAGCGCAGUGGGCUGUGCUGCAUGCUAAGCUAGGGUUUUCACACCAUUACACAGUAUCUUAGCACGUAAUUUAUGUUUAUUUUUCAUAGCAUCGUUACGUAUUUUUACACUUACCAUAUAGGAACUUUCAAUUUACACAUGUGGUUUCACUCCAGUUCAAUAUGUUAGUUUAAAAUCUCUAAGGUUGCUUUUAAAGGUCAAGCAUUUUAGCUCCUAAAAACUGUCAAGUUAAUCAUUUAGAUUUGUACAAGAAUAUUCAUCCAUUAAAUUAGAAUCUACUAGGGAAACUCU
Synchiropus splendidus (mandarinfish) is the source of this 1884-nucleotide messenger RNA. RefSeq names its product sialidase 4 (gene neu4). The transcript is spliced from 5 exons. Gene Ontology annotation, biological process: ganglioside catabolic process; oligosaccharide catabolic process. Bases 97 to 1626 code for a protein of 509 amino acids. NCBI's taxonomy places the organism in Eukaryota, Metazoa, Chordata, Actinopteri, Syngnathiformes, Callionymidae. Gene Ontology annotation, molecular function: exo-alpha-sialidase activity. Gene Ontology annotation, cellular component: lysosome; membrane; cytoplasm. The record is from RefSeq and is a predicted model, not a curated record.